This is a messenger RNA of Alosa alosa (allis shad), 5968 nucleotides long. RefSeq lists its product as uncharacterized. The transcript has 18 exons. Gene Ontology annotation, molecular function: actin filament binding. Gene Ontology annotation, cellular component: cell junction; cortical actin cytoskeleton; plasma membrane. The record is from RefSeq and is a predicted model, not a curated record. Lineage: Eukaryota; Metazoa; Chordata; Actinopteri; Clupeiformes; Clupeidae. Gene Ontology annotation, biological process: actin cytoskeleton organization. Bases 223 to 5676 code for a protein of 1817 amino acids.
UUUUCCCUCGUCAACUCCACUCUGAUCUGAGACAGAACUAUUAACCCAUUUUCUUUCUUUCUUUUUUGUUUUUUUAAAAAAAGAGUAUUUAUUUUAGAGAGAGUGAGGGAACUCCUGUAACUUCAAAGUUUCUGUUACUGAUUUUAAUUUUUUAUUUUUUUUACUUUGAUGAUGAUUUUUUUGAAGAAGUGAUCACCGGCAAGGACUUUCGUCGGAGGCAACAUGAAGAGAAUCCAGCCGUUCACUAUCAGCACGAAACUGUCCGUGCCGGUCGAGUCCAAAUGCACGGAGUGUGCGGAUAUCUACCAGGCAGCUCCCACUGCGGACAAGCUGAUAAACACUCAGAACCAUCUGACCAAAGACUGCAAUGACCCACACCCUCCACACGCUUGGGCCCAACAGGUAGACCCUGCGGUCUCACCUGUCGAGGACAUUCUGGAGGACCAGACCUUGGAUUCACCCUUGUCAUCCUCCAGGUCAAUCAAAAAGAUUGCUAUAUGCACCAGCGGUGAGAUUCAGGAGGAAAAGAGCAAUGUUGUGCCAAGGCAAAGCCAGGGUGGCAUCAGCGACGAUGACAAUAACAGCAUAAACAGUAAAAAUGGCUCUGUUCCAGUCCCUCAGUCUGUUCAGGGGGAAUGUGAGGACAUUUCUACUCAGCUGAAGAACGAGCCACAUCCAAGGCUCAAAGCACGAGACCUGAAGUGUUCCUGCACUGUUCCGACAUGCCCAGCACAGCGUUCCGACGGGACAGCACGAGACCUGAAUUGUUCCUGCACUGUUCCGACAUGUCCAGCACAGCGCUCUGACGGGACAGCACAGGCCCAACAGUGGGAACUCAAGGACUUUGAGAACUCUCUCAUACAGCUCACAGCCAGCCUGGACUUCAGGGAGGAAGAUCCGCAGGAGAAGCACGAGCUUCAGGACUUCAGCUCAGAGAAACUGCAGGAGUCAGAGGACAUGGAUGACCAUAACAGACCGUGGCUGAGGUUGCACACCCUCCUGAAGAACUACCAGAAGGACCUGAUGCUGGCGCUGGAUGUGUCCAAUUUUUAUCAGCAAGCAGACAACCUGAUCAAGACCAUCAACAGCAAGAGACGAAGUGUAUCACUUCCAAACAAUCAGGGAAGGUGUGUCGACGCAGAAAUGGGCGAGAUCGCCACUCAAAUCAGAAUGCUGAGUGAGACUGCAUCGCGCCUCGCCGACCUCCACCCAACACUGGCCACCAGGGUGACGCGCAAGCAGGCCGAGGUCAAGCACAGCUGGGCCCGCCUCCAGGACACCCUCAGGAACCAGAGAACCGAGGAUCCUCAGGUUCCACCACAGUGCUCGGCCAAUGAGAAGCUGUGCAGCACCACCUCGGCCGCCCCGAGCACCGCAGAACCCGAGGUGCUCGGCAUUAUGGGAAAGGACAUCAAAGAGGAGCAGAACCGCCUGAAAGGGGUCGAGGACACUCUUGACUUGUGGGAUAGAGGGGGGUUAAUGAUGAUGACAGACACGGCUCCUGAAAGCAACACCAGAGCACAAGAUGCCACCAUUGGAAAGGUGGAGGCGGAGGAGGAGGAGUGGAAGCAGCAGGAGACUGACGCCAGCACUGUCCUCUCAGAGGACCGAGGCUCUCGACUCUCUGAACUGGUAGAGGAGUCCACUUCAUCUGCUGAUAAGACGCGGUCAUGGCUGAGGGACAACAUCGCUACGGCGUUCGACCAGGAGAAGCUAGCCGAAGAUCCGAACUGUCCAAAGAUUGAGGAGCUGCUCGAGCAAGUGGAGAUGUUGUGGGCGCUGCUGAGGAGACGAGAGGGGAGACCUGGAGCCUCCUCGGACAAACCGGCUGAAGAGGAGGAGGAGGAGGAGGAGGUGCUGGAUGAGGUAGAUGUGCUGGGAGAAGAAGAGGAGUCAGGCCUGGAGGUGAAGGAAUGUAGCAGGGGUUCUGCACAGGCCAAAGUUCCCCCCGAGAAUGUGGGGGAGUGUGAUUCCGGAAUGCUAACAAAGUUCCUGGAACACCUGGAACAAAAGGACAGCCAUGGAAUGUGGCAGGUGGUUCACGGGCCGAGUGGCGGCGAGCGGUCCGGCUGCCUCAGUGUGGCGGCAGGGAAAGUGGAGACGCUGGAGGUGCGGGUGGACCUGAGCAAAACAGGAAGCGUGAGGAAGCCGUCCCCGGCACACCAUCAAGCCACAGAGCAACUCAUGAACCUGCUCUCCACCCUGACGCUGCGCAUCAACGAGCACCUGUCGCGCUGUGCCGAGCUCAGCAUGGACAUCCUGGAUCUGGAGUCCAACAUGGCCGCCCUCGGCGACCCCGACCUCACAGGCCUGGAGGGCCUGCAGGAGCAGCAGGACGACCUCGAGGUUGAUUUCCAUAUCAUGGAAGGGGAGGUGGAAGACAUGGAGAAACUAGCCGCUCACCUGAAAACCGUUCCCCCCGAGCGGUCAGUGCUCCUCGGGGAGGAGGUCCAGGCGACCCUGCAGGCUUGGGAGGAGGUAGGCCGCAGCCUGGCGGAAAACCGGGGACGACUCAGCAAGUUCAGACACCUGCAGGAGUUCUUCGAGAAGUACCUGGCCAUGAUUGCGUGGGCAGAGGCCACUCGCUCCUGCCUGUUCUCCUGCGGCUCUGGUGCGGCACAGACCGAGGACGAGGGCGAGGAAGGGUCGGUGAUGUCGGAGCUGGACCUCAGGAUCCAGCAGAAGAUGGAGGAGUUUACUCAACUCACUUCGGCUGGACAAACACUGAUGGAUGAUGGCCAUCACCUGGCUGAAAUUAUCAGGGAAAGAACCGAUGAGCUGCAAAGCAUGCUGGGAUGGAUCAGAGACAACUGGAGGUCUCAGAAGGAUCAAGUGAAUCAGAGACAGAGGGCACCAGGUCGUGCGGAAGGCUCCGGAAACGCUCUCCUGGCACCCGAGAAUAAGUCAACAAGCCCGAGGCUCUCAGACUCACAGAGAGUGAAAGAGAGUCUUCUUUCUCCUCAAGCUCAGCCAGUCAGUGACAAAGAUCCAACCAACCAAUCACUGAGUCCCGAGCGCCCGCAUACAGGAAGUGUGUCCAGCAGUCUCAGUGUCACAAGCGCACCGAGAGUUGCCACGGUCCCCGUUCACCCCGGCUCAGCCAGCGUCACUAGCGUCUCCAGCGUUGUCGCUGACGACCCGACGGGCAAGGUGACGAGGCCCCUGGGCAACAGCAUCUGCCUCAUCCUGAGCUUCGACGAAGAGGAGCGUGGAAUCAGCCAGGUGCAGACCCCCCCCGAGCUGACCGCAGCUGCUGAGGAGCCCUCGGAGUCCACACACAGAGUUAGCACUUUCCUACAUGUCAGCGACAACAGCAAAACCCCAGAAAAGUUUUGCGAGGAUGUUUCUGCAUCCGGAACCGGUGAGGACCAACGGCUGCCAUCAUCAUCAUCAUCAUCAUCAUCACCUCCAAACUCCUGCUGCUCCUUCUCCUCCUCGUCAUCAUCAUCUUCCUCAUCAUCUUCAUCGUCUCCAUCCACAUCAUCCCCUUCAUCCUCUCCCUCUGUGCCUGCCGUUAGUUCGGUCUUUAUUCCCACGCUGUCCAAAAUGGCCGCCGUCCCAUCACGCCUGGACGAGAAGGUCGCGACACCAGGGAAGAAGCAGCGCAGGAGCUCCGCGCUUGGCAUUGCAGGACUGGAUGACUCAGCGUCCAGAGCGUCCACCGCCUCUGGCUCUCCUUCCUCCUCCGCUGUUGCGUACUGCACCAACACGUGGCCACUAGGCCAUCGGAGGCCGAGGCCGAGGCGUUCGCCCGCCAGCGCCAAGCUGCAGGUGUACGUGAAGCCAAACCCUCUUCUUCUUCUCAAUGCCGGCCAGACUGGGAGACCUGAGGCAGGAGCCGCCUCACGUCUGCGCGACCAGGUACACUCUCACUCAACACAGCGCAUGCCAGCAGAGACCAGCGCCACUAGCAGUCAGAUCAGGAGCCAGCGGUGCUACUUAUCCCUGGGCUCCACUCUUAGCUUCAACCUGCCCAAGGACCUGGGUCAGCUGCCGUCAGUGCCUGUUCUUAACGUCCACAAUCCACCACCGAAAGACCUGGGUCAGCUGCCGUCAGUGCCUGUUCUUAACGUCCACAAUCCACCACCGAAAGACCUGGGUCAGCUGCCGUCAGUGCCUGUUCUUAACGUCCACAAUCCACCACCGAAAGACCUGGGUCAGCUGCCGUCAGUGCCUGUUCUUAACGUCCACAAUCCACCACCGAAAGACCUUGGUCAGCUGCCGCCCAUGCCUGUUCUUAACAUCCACAAUCCACCAAUGGAGAUCAGUACCGCUGCUGUUGGCUUGGGCUCUGAUACCCAGGCCUCGCGCCAACAGCCCCGGCCAACAUCCCUGCCCACUGCCCUGCCAACUGCCCCUCAGGAGCCACAGCAGAUUCCAUCCUUGUCCAAACAGAAACAGUUCAUCCUUAGCCCAGUUGAGGAAGCAAAACAUGAGACUCCGUGGGAGCAAGAACAUGAGGAGGAUCAUCUGUCUGACACUAAGGUUCCUGAAUCUUCACUGUCAUCGACAAGUGAUACCAUUAGCACCAUUAAUAGUAGUGCCACUGUUAGCUCUGGCCCUAACCAUUCCCCAAGGAGCUCUGACUUAGCCAAAGUGCAGUCAAAGGUUGCUCCGGUCAUUACCCCCCCUAAAGGUGAGGAUAAGGAUGUUGUCCAGUUAAUGGAGAUGAAGGCUAAUGAUGAAGACAGUACGAGUAAAGCCAACGUUCUUCCACUGAAGAAGUUACCUUAUGGUGCUACUAUCAAGCCAAACCACACUUCUGUUGUUCAAGCGACGGGCUGUCUUCACAAGUGCCUGAGUGUUCACACUAAAAUUAAGGACCUCAAUGGACACAUUUAUCACAGGCCAAAAGACAUGAACUUUAUUAAGUCAAACUAUAUAGCUAGCACAACAGAAUACAGAUCUAGUGUUAGUGGGGACUCGGUGAGUUCAAACGGAAGGCUGAGUGCUCAUAAGAUCAGUCGCAUCAUAGUCUGCGCCGACGUCAAUUGUUCAGUGUGUUCUGAUACUCCCGUAUCCAUGACAACAGCCAGCUCUAAAGGCUCAAACAUUGGGGCCCGUGGCAACUGCGUGGAUUCCAUUCAGCCCGGUCACUGGGAGUUUGAAGAGGAAGAGGAAGAGCUGAAGGGGAUUUGGUAUGGUAAAGGUAACCAUGGCGACAGACAGGAAGUUCAGGCUGCUGGACUCCCUGCUGCGAGUUCAAAGGGCAAAACCAGACGGACGAUUCCAUUAGAGAAGCUAGGGGAGCCUCUGAUCCAGUGUCCUUCUCUGCAGUCCCCUGUCCAGAGGGCCCACGAAGGGUGUGACGUGUUUGUCUGCAAGGAGGAGGAGGUCACCCCUGGAAGUCCAUCGCCGUCUCAGGCUCAGUGGGGGGAGAGCAGUGGGCAACGUCUGAGUGACCCUGAGACAGCGCUUCCUCUGGAGACGGCAGAGGGGGCCCUCUCUCUUAAGUCAGAGUCCUCCAGUCGCAGUGUUCAUGAAUUUUCUGUCAACACGAAGAAGGAACCCGUGGCCUUCACCCUUAAAUUGCAAGGGGGGCCCUCUGGUUACACCGCUGUGCACGCCAGCGAAGGACCGCUCUGUCUGAAACAUCCCGGGAGAACCGAAGAGCACACAGACAUGAGGCUUCCACAAGUCGCGCAGAGCGCAUUUAGCAUCACCAGCGCAAACUGACAAGCAUGUAGAGACAGGGCGCAAGGGAUGUUCUGGACAAAACACUGUAAAAAUAAAACUGAACAUAGAGACUGAGCCCCCCCCCCCACUGCAAAAGUUAUAAGGCCUAGGCUACAGGGUGAGAGAUUGCUGAAUAUAAUGCCUAUUGCAUAUCGUUUACUUUUGACAGAGUGUGAAGACAGCAUGGUAUGACAUCUCUUGUUGCUCUUUUAGAGUGUUUGUGACCAAUGUUCUUCCUCGCACUCUUUUUUUGUAUUUUCUUUCGGGGAAAAUAAAGGAAACUUGCUAACAA